GGCCAAUCUCCUCUUAGAGUAGCAUCCCUUCAUCCGAGUCCUCUCCAGCUAUCUUCAGAACAUGGCGAAGCAUCAUCCUGACUUGAUUAUGUGUCGGAAGCAACCUGGAAUAGCUAUUGGAAGGUUGUGUGAAAAGUGCGACGGUAAGUGUGUAAUUUGUGACUCUUAUGUGCGCCCUUGCACGCUUGUUCGGGUUUGCGAUGAGUGCAACUAUGGAUCUUUCCAGGGAAGGUGUGUUAUUUGUGGUGGGGUUGGAAUUUCUGAUGCUUAUUACUGCAAAGAGUGUACUCAGCAGGAGAAAGAUAGAGAUGGCUGCCCGAAAAUUGUGAAUCUGGGAAGUGCCAAAACAGAUCUGUUCUAUGAACGGAAAAAGUAUGGUUUCAAGAAAAGAUGAUAAUUAGCAGGUCAUGUUUUGCUUAGCUUCGGGAAAUCAUUUUGUUUUGUUCAUCAUUGAGGCUUAGCCAAUAUUACAAUCAGGUAUUUUUCUUAGGAAACUUGCUUGUUACUGCUUGUAUGUUUGACUGUUGUACUUUCUCGUUCGAUGUGUUUCCAACCUACUCUCAUUAUGUGGCUAGUCUAAUUAAGGAGUUAAUGACUUCCAUAAUUCUAACUCGUAAUCUUUGUAUGUGGCAUGCAUCUAUGGAUGUUUGAACUCCUCGGUGUUCUUGGAGCUUUGUUAAUCCAAUUUCAUAUGUGAUUUAAGAUUCAGUAGA
Molecule: messenger RNA, 713 nt
Organism: Malus domestica (apple)
Lineage: Eukaryota; Viridiplantae; Streptophyta; Magnoliopsida; Rosales; Rosaceae
Product: PHD finger-like domain-containing protein 5A
Biological process (GO): mRNA splicing, via spliceosome
Cellular component (GO): catalytic step 2 spliceosome; precatalytic spliceosome; U2 snRNP
Source: RefSeq, a predicted model, not a curated record